AUGCGACGAGCGCGCGAUGUGGUUGUCGUCGCGACGUUGCUUCUCGCGAUUGAUGUCGUCGUCGGCGAUUUGCCGGCAAGCGACGACAAUAUCGUCAGUGUCUACCGCCUUUUACCGAGAAACGAUACUCAGUUCCAGCUGAACUUCUGGAAGACUGCGAAGAACCUCAAUGGAUUUUGGGAUGUUAUGGUGGACAAAAAUGUCGGGGCCAGUCUUCUUCAACACCUCGACAAACAUGAAAUCGCUUAUUUAAAGACCGUCAACGAUGUGCAGAAACUAAUCGAAACAAAGGAAAAACGCGAAUGGCCACGAAGAUUGCACGACGACUCGUCCGCGCCGUUCUAUGAUUUCCACCGCUAUGGAUCCUACAGUCAAAUGGUUUCUUGGAUGCGCGCGCUGGCCAGGAAUGACCCACAACACGUGCAGUUCAUUUCCAUUGGCAUUUCACACGAGGGCAGGUCGAUUGAUGGUGUUGAGAUUGGAAGUCGAGAUCGGACAAAACGCAUCUUUUGGAUCGACGGCGGCAUCCAUGCAAGAGAAUGGGCGGCUCCACACACCGCGCUCUACUUCAUUCAUCAGUUGACGUCAAGACAUCAGACAGAUCCUAGCAUCAAAAAACUCUUGGAAGAGAUCACUUUCGUCAUUGUGCCGUGCGUAAAUCCUGAUGGUUACGAAUUUACGCGUUCUUCCACAAAUCCUCACAUUCGUUUGUGGAGAAAGAAUCGUUCGUCGAUGCAAUGUCGCAAAGAUAGUUGGGGUCGGAAUCGAUGUUGUCGAGGCGUUGAUCUCAACCGAAACUUUGACUUUCACUUUAAAGAAAGUGGCUCUAGUGACGAUCCCUGCUCGGAGAUCUAUCAAGGAACGGGCGCUUUUAGUGAGCCAGAAGCAAGAGCUGUUCGUGAUGCUAUCCUCUCAAGACGCUAUAAAGGGCGUGUAGAUGCCUUCAUCACUCUACAUACCUAUUCCCAGAUUUGGAUACAUCCUUAUGGACAUCGAAAGGACAGCUAUCCUGGCGAUAUUCAGGAACUGUACGAUGUAGGAAAGAAAGCGGCUAAAGCACUUCAAGAAGUCUACGGCACUAAAUAUGUGGUCGGAAGUGGAGCAGACACUCUGUACCCUGCAUCUGGUGGCAGCGAAGACUGGGCGAAACAUGCUGGAGGCGUGAAAUACGUUUACCUCCUUGAAUUGCGUCCAGAUGAGAAAAAUUGGGAUGGUUUCAUACUUGGCGAAUCGGAAUUGAUACCUACGGCAAAGGAAACAUGGGAAGGUGUCAAAGUUGUUGCAGCUGCUGUAUUGGAGCGUGUGCAACACAAAUCCGAAGCAAUCGCAAUCAAAGCAAUAUCAAAACUCUCCUUCAUCAUAUUGAGUGAACAGAUUAACAGAUUAGCGAAUAAAAUCGUCGCAAAAGCAAUUUUUCAAAGCAAUUUUUCAACUUCCUCAGUUUGCGGAGCUGAACAAGAAGCGCCAACAGCAAAGAGGUUCCGUUUCGGCGACGGCACCGAGGGUUCAUGCUACGAUCUACGCCACGCGUGUAAGCGUUGGGUGGCCGAACGUCCAGAAUUAUGUCGAACUGUGCCAAUCUUUAUGCGGGAAAAUUGCGCCUAUUCCUGUGGAAAGUGCUGA
Necator americanus (New World hookworm) is the source of this 1623-nucleotide messenger RNA. RefSeq lists its product as uncharacterized. Gene Ontology annotation, molecular function: zinc ion binding; metallocarboxypeptidase activity. Gene Ontology annotation, biological process: proteolysis. The record is from RefSeq and is a predicted model, not a curated record. Bases 1 to 1623 code for a protein of 540 amino acids. NCBI's taxonomy places the organism in Eukaryota, Metazoa, Nematoda, Chromadorea, Rhabditida, Ancylostomatidae. The transcript has 13 exons.